UACAUAAAUCAAAAUUAAUAAUGUUGGCGCCAAUCAAGCAUUUAUUGAGCAACUACCGGAUAGUUUUGGCGAGCGGCUCUCCGAGGAGACAGGAACUGGUGAAAAUGCUGGGCCUGAACGCGGAGCUGUGUCCCUCGACUUUCGAGGAGAACCUGAAUCUGGAUGACUUCAAGGAAUUCUCGGAUUAUAUAGAGGCCACAGCUAUGGGAAAAGCGGAGGAAGUCUUCUCCAGAUUAAGUGCCUCAGGGGAUAAUAAGAAUCUUGUAGUUAUAGCUGCAGAUACGAUGGUGACUUUGGGAAAGGAGAUCUAUGGAAAGCCCAAGGAUGCUGCUGAUGCUAUUCGCAUGCUGACCAAUUUGUCUGGAACCUCCAAUCGAGUAUUUAGUGGCGUUGUUCUGAAACAUGCCAAUGGUAUUCGUAAAUUUACGGACACGGCGGAUGUUUACUUUGGUGAUUUGCUGCCAGAACAAAUUCAGAGCUAUGUGGACUCAAAGGAUCCAUUAGAUAAAGCAGGUGCCUAUGGCGUUCAGGCCCUGGUGGCGCCCUCAUCCACCGUAUCGAUGGUGACUUUUACUGCGUGAUGGGCCUGCCUCUUAAUCGACUGUGCUGUGAACUAAAUA
Molecule: messenger RNA, 620 nt
Organism: Drosophila serrata
Lineage: Eukaryota; Metazoa; Arthropoda; Insecta; Diptera; Drosophilidae
Molecular function (GO): nucleoside triphosphate diphosphatase activity
Source: RefSeq, a predicted model, not a curated record